AUGGGGGAAGUGGUCGACGAGGAACUGGACAAAUUGAGAGCUAACGUGCCCGUCAAGAAACUCACGCGCUUAAUCUUGGAUAUACUUGGUGUUAUUUAUGAUGACACUGACGUCGCUCAGAUUCACAGAAUACUUUGCUCUGCUCUUUCCGGUGAGACAUACAACGCGACUGACUUGCUCGAGCAAUAUGGUAAGGAGUUGUCUGACCAGGCAAAGGACUCCCUUUUGAAGGUGUUCCGUAAAGCUGCUGAAAAGGCUCUGCCCACUACAUCUGAUGUUCCAUCUGAUGACGCUGUUGAUGAAUCGCCUCCCGAGUUCGAGAACCCCGUAAUUGUGGAGCAAGACAUCUCCCUGCCCGGCUCCACUGGCGAGCAAAACAUUGCCCUGCCCGGUUCUAUUGGGGAGCAAGACACCACCUUGCCCCGUCCCAUUGUCGAGUUAAAUAUCCCCCUGCCCGACUACUUUGGCGAGCAAAAUAUCCUCCUGCCCGGUUCUACUGGCGAGCAAAAUAUCGCCCUGUCCAGCUCCAUUGGGGAGCAAGACACCACCUUACCCCGUCCCGUUGUCGAGUUAAAUAUCCCCCUGCCUGGCUACUUUGGCGAGCAAAAUAUCCUCUUGCCCGGUUCUACUGGUGAGCAAAAUAUCGCCCUGUCCAGCUCCAUUGGGGAGCAAGACACCACCUUGCCCCGUCCCAUUGUCGAGUUAAAUAUCCCCCUGCCUGGCUCUAUUGGCGAGCAAAAUAUCCUCUUGCCCGGUUCUACUGGUGAGCAAAAUAUCGCCCUGCCCGGCUCUAUUGGCGAGCAAGACAUCUCCCCGUCCGGCUCUACUGGCGAGCAAAAUGUGCCCCUGCCUGGUUCCACUGGCAGAUCAUCUAACACCCCUAGGGGCAGAAAGAGAAAGAAGCGGUCUGAUUUCUUUUCCAAGAUCAUGCGUUUUGUCAAAGAAGCGAAACGCUCUGCGUUGAAUGAUCCCGAUACUAUGCGCGUGGAAAAGGUAUUUGUUUUUGAGGACCCCCGUAUGAUUGAUGUCGUGGUACCCGAUUCUGACACCGACUGA
This is a messenger RNA of Diutina rugosa, 1056 nucleotides long. RefSeq lists its product as uncharacterized. The transcript has a single exon. Bases 1 to 1056 code for a protein of 351 amino acids. The record is from RefSeq and is a predicted model, not a curated record. Lineage: Eukaryota; Fungi; Ascomycota; Pichiomycetes; Serinales; Debaryomycetaceae.